CUUUCUUUCACUCGGUAAUUUUUUAUUCAACAGUGAAUUUAUAAAAUCACUGUUUUCAAUUCAAUCAAAAACGUUUCCAAAUAACGUGUUUUUAUAUUAUGUAUUUCUUGAAUACAUCCUUAGUAAAUAAAUAAUUUGUAUAGUCUUGAAUUUCUAACUGAAUGUUGGAGAGGUUAGUUUUUGUUCGUUAGGAAAAAAACAGUUUUUUAUCACAGUUCCCUUUGUUUCUCGGCUAAAAGGCAUGGAUUUCGUGAAACGAGAAGACCAAGCAUUAAUCGACGAUGAACUGCAACAACACUAUAAGCUUUACGUGGAGAAUGCUCAGAAAACCCACAUGGAGACAGAGUACCAGCACGCGCUCUCAAUGGAGCAGCUACAUCAGAUACAGACCUCCAUCAACACCACCAUAGCCCACAACUUCCAGCUCCCGCUGUCGCCCCGGCAGAUCUCCACGCUGAUGCUGAAGACCAACCAUUUCAACCAGAUACCUGCUCAUCUGCCGAGGAACUUAGAGGUAGACCUAGUGCAGAACUUAAACGAUCUAACUCAAAUGAGGAACGAGGAUAUAAUCAAUCAGAAUUUGAGGUUGAAUGAGCUAGAGCUGCAGGCGGCCCAGAAUCUUCAGCUCAACGAUCAGGAGCUGUCCCGGCUCAACCAGGACUUGAGGUUGGAGUUACCUCAGAAUCUAGGACGGGGCAUAGAGCUGGGACAUGAUUUGAUGACACACAUGGAUGAUAGGCAGAUAGAUGGAAUCAUGGAGACGAGGAUGGUGCUAGAAGAGCCUAGGCAGGUGGAUCACCAGCACCAGAUCCCGCUGCCGUUCCACAUCAAGUUGGAACAGGACGAGGAGUAUUUCUACGAGAAUGUCAACCAGGUUAACCAAGCGAUCAACGUCAACGGAAUGGGUCAUAUCCCCGUUCACACAGAGCAUCCCCAAACCAUACAACAAGACCAAAUGUAUAUAUACAACAGUCACGUUGGGGUCCCCGCUUUAAACUCCAUAGACCUCUACCCCAGACCCCAAAACUACGUAAGCUACGUAAACAAUGUCAGAGACAACCCCGAGAACCUAGUCGUCCAUAGACAAUUCGAGAACGCCAGUCCGUACGCAGAGGAAUUAAAAAAAAGACAAGAAAAAACCGAGGACCCCAAAGAAAACCAGAAACCGGACACGAAUAAGAUUCUAUUUUCAAAUUAUCAGAACGAUUUUGACACGAAAAAUGAGAACGAGGCUCAAAAUAAAAUAACCGAAGAGUUGUCUAUGAAUAUUAAAGGGGAGUAUUCUUGCUAUAAAUGUAACGAUGUUUUUUCGACUAAAAGAGGUUUGAAACAACACGCGAAAACUUGUACAGAGGUGAAUGACCCCAUGGAAAAGCUUGGAAAGUUCGUCUGCUCCCAAUGUCCGUACCGGUGUCAGUCGCCCGCCAUUUUGAAAAUUCACGAACGCACUCACACCGGUGAAAAACCGUUCUCAUGUACUUUCUGCGAUUACAAGUCGGGACAGAAGAAUAAUGUGGCCAAACAUAUUUUAGUACAUAUGAAGGAAAAGCCUUUCCGAUGCCAGUAUUGUGAAUAUAGGUGUGCGCAGAAAAAUAACUUAGUCGUUCAUGAACGAACACAUACAGGGUACAAGCCGUUUGCUUGCCCUUACUGCGAUUACCGAACCGUUCAGAAACCUAACUUGGUGAAACAUAUGUAUCUACAUACAGAUCAGAAACCAUUCUCCUGCGAUCAAUGCAGUUAUCGCUGUGUGCAGAAAACUAACUUAACUAAACAUAAACAGAGACAUUUGAAUGAGAAGAACGGUGAGAAGGUGGAUUUGAAAAGUCAGACGAAGCCUUACAGGCCGAGGCAGAAAUCUGUUAAAUGUCCGCAGUGUCCGUACAAGUGUGUACAGAAAUCUAGUUUGGAUAAACAUAUCGAGUUCAAACACGGUGCGGUGCAAAAUUUCAAUGUGGAAACGCAGGCUAGUGAAAGUGAGAUACAGAAUUUGAGUGUGAAAAAAGAUUUUGAGUGCCAAGAUAAAAUGGAAGUGUGUUUACUAUAG
Messenger RNA from Cydia amplana, 2047 nucleotides. RefSeq names its product zinc finger protein 271-like. NCBI's taxonomy places the organism in Eukaryota, Metazoa, Arthropoda, Insecta, Lepidoptera, Tortricidae. Gene Ontology annotation, biological process: regulation of transcription by RNA polymerase II. The record is from RefSeq and is a predicted model, not a curated record. The transcript is spliced from 5 exons. Gene Ontology annotation, molecular function: DNA-binding transcription factor activity, RNA polymerase II-specific; RNA polymerase II cis-regulatory region sequence-specific DNA binding. The coding region runs from base 242 to 2047 and encodes 601 amino acids.